CCUUUCUCUCUCUUUCUGUCUCUCUUUCACCCACUCACUUAUUGUGUGCCUCUCAUCAUCACCAUGGACAAGACAUCAUUCUCCAACAACGAAGGAAAACCCAUCAGAUGCAAAGCAGCAGUGUGUAAAAAAGCAGGAAAAGCUUUGGUCAUAGAAGAGAUCCAAGUUGAUCCACCUCAAGCUUACGAAGUUCGGAUCAAGAUUUUAUGCACUUCUCUUUGUCACACUGAUGUUACUUUCUGGAAAAUAGACAGUGGACCGCUUGCAAGAUUCCCUAGGAUUCUAGGACACGAAGCAGUCGGUGUGGUCGAGAGCAUUGGAGAAAACGUGGACGGAUUCAAGCAAGGCGACGUUGUAUUGCCAGUGUUUCAUCCGUACUGUGAAGAAUGCAGAGACUGCAAAUCUCCAAAGAGCAACUGGUGCGCGAGAUUCGCCGACAGUCCCUUAUCAAACACGAGACGAUACGGGAUGGCUUCUAGAUUCAAAGAUUCCACGGGAGAAGAUAUCCACCAUUUUCUCUUCGUCUCGAGUUUUUCUGAAUAUACCGUCGUUGAUAUCGCACAUCUCGUCAAAAUCUCUCCUGAAAUCCCCGUUGAUAAAGCUGCUUUGCUUAGCUGUGGUGUCUCCACCGGAGUUGGAGCAGCUUGGAAAGUGGCUGACGUGGGAGAAGGCUCUACCGUUGCAGUUUUUGGCCUUGGUGCUGUUGGUCUUGCGGUUGCAGAAGGAGCCAGGUUGCGUGGGGCCGCGAAGAUCAUCGGUGUUGACCUCAAUCCUGAUAAAUUCGAACUAGGUAAACGUCGUGUGAUUAAAGAAAUGACAGGAGGAGGAGUUGACUACAGUUUCGAGUGCGUUGGAUUAGCUUCUUUACUAAACGAGGCUUUCAUGAGUACCCGCACGGGAUCAGGAAAAACGGUAAUGUUGGGAAUGGAGAAGCAUGCAGCGCAAAUAAAUUUGGGUAGUUUUGAUCUUCUUAGAGGCAGAAGUAUUUGUGGAAGCUUGUUCGGUGGUUUGAAAUCUAAAGUGGAUAUUCCUAUUCUCGUGGAUCAUUACCUAAAAAAGGAGCUUAAUCUGGAUAGUUUCAUUACACACGAAUUGAAUUUUGAGGAAAUCAACAAGGCUUUCGAUUUAUUAGAGGAAGGAAAGUCUCUCCGCUGCAUUAUAUGGAUGAAUAAGUAAUUAAAUUGCUA
Thlaspi arvense is the source of this 1187-nucleotide messenger RNA. NCBI's taxonomy places the organism in Eukaryota, Viridiplantae, Streptophyta, Magnoliopsida, Brassicales, Brassicaceae. The record is from the annotation of a GenBank genome assembly.